AUGACGAGCAUCCAAUCCUCCGACGGUCACCAACAGGAAAAUUUCCAACAAGGGCAAAUGAAGAUUAACAGUCAACCCACCCCACCAAGAGUGGCCCAGGUUCCUCUCUCGCUCGUGCAAGGAUCCGAGUCGAUCCGCAUGGGAAAAUCGCGAUGGUUCACUGUGCCUGUCCCACCUAACUGUGGCCCGGCUGGCUCCACCGAUGUGAUUGGGUCUUGGUACCCCAGGGCUCAGGCCCAAGCGGAUGUGAAAUGA
Penicillium cosmopolitanum is the source of this 255-nucleotide messenger RNA. RefSeq lists its product as uncharacterized. The transcript has 2 exons. Lineage: Eukaryota; Fungi; Ascomycota; Eurotiomycetes; Eurotiales; Aspergillaceae. The record is from RefSeq and is a predicted model, not a curated record. The coding region runs from base 1 to 255 and encodes 84 amino acids.